Lampris incognitus (smalleye Pacific opah) is the source of this 1775-nucleotide messenger RNA. It is a transcript of the gene atxn7l3b, whose product is annotated as ataxin 7 like 3b. Gene Ontology annotation, cellular component: SAGA complex; DUBm complex. The transcript is spliced from 9 exons. Gene Ontology annotation, molecular function: transcription coactivator activity. The record is from RefSeq and is a predicted model, not a curated record. Gene Ontology annotation, biological process: regulation of transcription by RNA polymerase II; positive regulation of DNA-templated transcription. Bases 813 to 1529 code for a protein of 238 amino acids. NCBI's taxonomy places the organism in Eukaryota, Metazoa, Chordata, Actinopteri, Lampriformes, Lampridae.
CUCGACAGUGCGCCGGGGGGGUUCGCGGAAAGCCGUGCGGCGAUCGAUUGCUCCUGCCUGAUCCCUCUGACGCUAAAGAUGGACGCCUGCCGAAUUAGGUAAAUAAACACGUAAAGCGAUCUGCGCGACUGCGAUCGGGGUAUUUUUUUUUCCUCUUCCCUCUCCUCGCGCAGGCCGGUUCCUUGGCCUGGCGCGGGCGUCGCUCGCGCUCCCGCGGACGGAGCAGCGGAGUAAUGCGGCCAAGGAGCCGCAGUGCAGCGGCGUAGGACCGGCGGAGGCGCUUCGCGGCGAUCGCGUCUUAUUCCUCGAAGGCAGCGGCGAUAAAUAUGAUAAGAGCAGGACACACACAGGUUCGAUGCCUUCGCUUUGUUCGAAUUUCUAAAACAAGCGCCUUUUGGAAACGUUCGUCGGUUGUCUCGGGCGAUCUCAGCCGCCCCCCCCCCCUGUGUAAGCUAGCCUGCUCGUAGCCACGCUCUUUUGUUUUGGCUAACGUUUUUUUGGCUAACGUUUUUUGGCUAACACUUUUUUUGGCUAAGCUACUUCGAUUAGCCAUUAACCUCCGAAUCGUCCAGACCCGGCGCGACGGGACACACGCCGCCUUUUUUGGCGUCCUGCCCGUCGACGUACGACAAGGAGCUGUGCCGAGAGCUACGCUGACAUUCUCGGUUGCGUUAUUAGCGCGUCGUAAACGUGGAAAGCCUAAAAAUCAGCUGCUCGCCCGCUUGUUCAACGUGCCGUUCCCUGUUUUGGCCGAUGCUUGCUGCGCUACAGCAUGACCACAGCGGCGUCGGCCCAUCGUGUACUUCUGGCAAAUGAAAAUGGAGGAGGUUUCAAUGUCCAGCCUGGACAACAGCAAGCUGGAGGGCCUAGCGCAGGACAUCCUGUCUGACUUGGUGGAGGAUGCGUGCCUGGGGCUGUGCUUUGAGGUACACCGUGCCGUCAAGCAGGGCUACUUUUUCCUUGAUGACACGGACCAAGAAAGCAUGAGGGACUUCGAAAUUGUGGACCAGCCAGGAGUAGAUGUGUUCGGCCAGGUGUACAACCAGUGGAAGAACAAAGAAUGCGUGUGCCCAAACUGCAGCCGGAGCAUCGCUGCCUCACGCUUUGCCCCGCACCUGGAGAAAUGCCUGGGAAUGGGACGCAACAGCAGCCGCAUAGCCAACCGCAGAAUAGUCACUGGUAACAACACAAACAACAAGUCCGAAAGUGACCAAGAGGACAACGAUGACGUCAACGACAACGACUGGUCCUAUGGGGCAGAAAAGAAAGCCAAGAAAAGGAAAUCUGAUAAGAAUCCAAACUCGCCCAGAAGAUCCAAAUCAUUCAAGCAUAAGAGCGGUGUGAUGUGUCGGUCCUCUGAUGGCCUGGCGGUCCAUCCAGGGUGUCUCCCCGCCUGCCGCCCAAUGGCUGCUGGUGAUAGGCUCCAGCAUCCCCCGACCCUGAGUAAGGGCAUGAUGGGCCCCAGACGUCGCAUGGACAACCAGGAGAGCCCGCGCAUGCUGAUGAAGGAGGAGGCGUUUCCUCAGUAACACAAACAAUACUCUUGACAGUUGUGUGUGCACGCACGCACACGCACGCACGCACGCACGCACGCACGGACACAGGGGGAAGACCAGUAACACUUCACCCGCCGCGCUCUUUGUUGUUAAGUCAACGGACCUUGGUGUUGUCGGUGACUUCCACAGUGUUUGCCGUUCUGCAGAAGCAGUCCAAAACCUUCCACAAGUAUACUUGACUUGUUUUCCUCUUCUUUUCACUAAAUCGUUGUACAAACA